Messenger RNA from Carassius gibelio (silver crucian carp), 3451 nucleotides. Its product is annotated as tumor necrosis factor receptor superfamily member 14. Bases 1557 to 2441 code for a protein of 294 amino acids. Gene Ontology annotation, molecular function: protein binding; transmembrane signaling receptor activity. The record is from RefSeq and is a predicted model, not a curated record. Gene Ontology annotation, cellular component: external side of plasma membrane; membrane. NCBI's taxonomy places the organism in Eukaryota, Metazoa, Chordata, Actinopteri, Cypriniformes, Cyprinidae. Gene Ontology annotation, biological process: defense response to Gram-negative bacterium; defense response to Gram-positive bacterium; apoptotic process. The transcript has 10 exons.
UUAAAUUACUAAUGAUUUAUUUUCUGUUCACACAGGAAUACAGGUAUACUGAAAAUUAUUGAAGAAAAAAAUAACAUUAAAAAUGAUUAAAUAAAACAAAUAUUUGCCAAGUUUUAAAUAACACAAUGUUUAUUUGCCUUUGUUGUAAGGAAACAGAAAAGCAUUUAAAUGAAAAAUCCAGCUCAAAAGUUGUUGCUGGCCGAGAAAAUAUUGAGGGAGACAAAAUGGAAGAACAAGCCCUAACAACAGUUUCAACUCAAUCUACAUGAAAGAGUUUCCAUGUCUGAAGUCCAGCAGAGACCCCAACAAAACCCCAAUGAAACAAACUGAGGGGCACUUACGAUUUUCUUAUUAAGUAUUGUAAAACGUAGCAGCAAUAUGAAUGAGCUAACAUAACCUUAUUACAAAAUUGUAUAUCUGCACUAUUCACUUUCUAAAACACUUCUUUUUUUUAAAGAAACAGUAUAUUAAAUUAGUUUAGUCACAAUAAAUAUUUGUAUAGAUUUAUAAAAAAAGUAUUAUUAAUUAAUUAAUUAAUUUUAGGAAAUUAUAUUAAAACAGGCUUUUUUAAUAACAAAAAGUAUGUGUUCACUUACAUUUUAUUUAAUAGACUAUGGUCUACUUCAGUGAUAACCUUUAAAAACUGUUUCAGCAUUUUGUAGAAAUGUUUUUAAAUUAUUAUUUGUAUUAUUAUUAUUAUUAUUUAGGCUACUGAAUAUUGACUAGUUGUAUUUGCAUUUUAGUUGGACGGGCACCCUCUUGGUAAUAUUUUAGUAGCCUACAUGUUCAGUAAAGCUUGCGUUACAAACGUUUUUAUACAUUCUAUGGUUACAACCACCAAAUAAGUUAUAUUUUCUUUUCGUGGUCAGCUGCGUGUGGUGUCCACGUUUGGAAAUAAAGACAAUCGACAGCUUCUGAUAUAUAUAUUUUUUAGCGAUUUUAUUUUUAUUCUUCUCUCUCUCGCUGGUGGAAUUUUGUUUGUAUUGUGUGACGUAGACCAGUGUAGGCGAGGUACUUGCAUGACGCGGCAUGACAUCGGCCUCUGUGCUCGAGGUCCGACUCCCGAGGCCCGAGGCUAUUAGCUCCGCCCGGCUCGCUGUUAGCUCCGGCUUGAGGAUAGUGGAAAAGCGGCUGAUGAUGGCAGAAGACUGUACACUUGCGAGAUGGACUGAGAACACUGGGCUUGGUCUGUCCCGACGCCAUAUCAGAAUACAAACUGAAACAACGCGGCUAUAUUUCGAGACAACCAACGUCUGUGACUUAUGUUUUGUGAAAGUAGAAGAAGUGGUAUUAGCCCUUUCUGCAAUUUUCCGAAGAAUGCAUAUGUCUGCAAGAAGCUUGUGGAAGCAUGACCUGUAGAAGAACUGAGACUUGAAGAGUCUUGAACUACUGUCACCUUGACUUUCAGUUUUCUACGAAAUCACUCCAUAAUGUUUACAGUUAAGAGAUAAAUCUACCAUCUAUCAUCGCAGGAAUCAAAGCUUCCGAAGGUUGUGCUGUAGACAGCACAGUACUAAUGACAUCCAAGAUCGACUGAAUAAAUCUAGACUGUGGCUAUGUUUGCUUUAAGGAUCAUUAUUUUUAUUACACUAAUUGUUCCUCUUAACUAUAAACUUUGUUCCUGUCAGUGUUCUCAUGCUGAAUAUGAGAUACACAAGCAAUGCUGCCCAAUGUGUGCCCCUGGAAACCAUGUUCAUUGGCACUGCACAGAUGACACCAGCACAACCUGUGUUCCAUGCCCUUCAUCAACUUUCACUGAUGAACCAAAUGGUCUCACUGGAUGCUUUCCUUGUACUGUAUGUGAUGCAAGCCGUGGUUUAAGAGUGAAUAAAAAAUGCACUCGGUCAUCAGACACUGUUUGUGGGCCUCUAGAGAGAUUCUACUGCAUUGCAAAAAAGAAAGGCUACUGUUCUUUAGCUUUGCAACAUUCAGAAUGUAGCCCUGGCCAAUAUAUCAAACAAGCAGGUACUGGCUCUACAGAUACUGUAUGUGCUGACUGUACAGGUGACACAUAUUCAAAUGGAUCUUUCUCAUCCUGUUUAGCACACACAAAAUGUGAGGCCCUGGGACUUACUGAAACAAAUCCAGGAACAAAUUCAUCUGACACCAAAUGUGCAAAUCCCUCUACAGCUGUAGCAAUAACUGCCCCUAUUGUUAUAGUUACUUUAAUAAUAAUUUUAGUAAUAUUAUUUUUCAUAUUUAAACAUAUUUGGAAGAAGAAGCAAUCAAAAAGUACAGGUAAGGGCUAUUCAGUUAUAUUUUGUAAUAUGAGAUCUAUGUUGUGUUUUUUAUAUAAUGGAAUUUUCUUUGAAAAUUCAUCAAUUAUUCCAGGCUGGGUCACUUUGAUAAUCAUUCAUAUACACAGUAUAUUGCUACAUUUUAAAAUGAUGGUGUUGUACAGAGGAUUUUCUACAGAUUUAUUAUUAUUAUUAUCAAUUUAAAUUUUUGUGAUAAAGUAGCAUUUAGAGGUUUGGGGUAAGAAAAAAACAAAAAAUAAACAUAAAUCAGUGGCAUUCAUUUUAAUGAUUCUAUACAAAUAAUAUCAAAUAAAUCGUAAAAUAAAUUACAUCAGGGUUUCCACAAAAAUAUUAAGCAGCAAAUACUGUUUUCAACUAUAAUAAUAAUAAUAAAAAAUGUAUAACGUCAUGUUAGAAUGAUAGUCUUGUGACACUGAAGACUGUAAUAAUGGCUGCUUAUGGCUGUAUAAUAUUGUAAAAUACAUUAAAUUAUAAAAUAUAUACUAUUUUACGGUAUUAAUGUUUAAACUGUGUUUUUGAGCAAAUAAAAUCACUUUUGGUGAGCAUAAAAGAUGCAUUUCUAAACCAACAAAAAAUUAUUACAAAUAUUUGACAGGUAGUUUUUUGUGAGUUACAUUAAUAUAUACUUUUUUUUGUUGUUGUUGUUCAAACAGGGAUACAGGAAACAGGUUUACCGUUUACUGUUGAAAAUGACAGUUCUAAAGUUGAUGGUGACAGGAAAAUUGCUGAACCAUUUGAAACAGAAGUCCUGACAACCUGUGAAUGACUACAGUUUCUACACUACUCAGAUCUUUCACUACAUUUAUCAAAGGAGUGAGAUUUAGCAGUUUGAGCCAGAGUCAUUGAAACAAGUCAAACAGCAUCAAAUUAUUUUGUCAUCAUCUAUUUAAUCAACUACUAAUGAACUACUGUGUGUGUCAAGCCUAAAAAUAAUAAUAAUAGUAAUAUUUAACGUAGCAACAAGUACAUGAGACGGAAUAAAACUCCAUUAGCACUUUCUAUAAGACGGCAUCUGACAGUAUUUAAAUGUUUUUUUAUAAGUAUUAUACAAAGGCUAAUUAUCGAUCAAGUGCAUGCAAAAAAACCUUGUCAGACUGCACUGGCAAAUAUGAUGAUCUGUAUGACAAAAAAUGACGAAGUAUUUUAAAAGCAAAUGAUCGCAAAAUAAAAUGUUGGUUAUAUACAUAUAAAAA